AGACCGGGUAACUUCACCUUAGAUUUAAUUUGGGGUUGCGAUAUACCAAUUUGGGAUCAUAUACUAAGUAAAUCAUAAGUGAAUUAUUAAACUUAUAUACCUUUAUCAGGAUAUGAAAUGUUUAAAAGAGAUAAUGGCUAUUUCAGUAAGAUAGAAUGUCCCGAGUUCCGAAAGUUUGGACAUUGUAAGAUUAUUAAUUGCAUAUUUAAUCAUCAAAAUCAUAUUGGAUCUACUAAUGGUAAUGGUAAUGGUAAUAAUGUUAAUAAUGGUAAACGUAAGUCAUUAUCCCAAUAUGAAGGAGAUUCCAAAAAACAGAAAGUAGAGAAUAGGGAAGCUGACCUUUCACCUAUACUAUCAAAUCAUUUAAACAUUGAUAUUGAGACUAGAACUGCCAAUAUUGAGAAAUUAAAGAAAUUUAUGGAGAAGAAUAAUGAUUAUAAUCAAUCUACUCAUAUAAAUGAACGAGAAUUACGAUUCUUAGAAACAAGUAAAUCUAUAGAAGAAUAUCAGCAUAAGAUAAAUAAAUUUGUUGAUUCUUCACUGCAAUUAAAAGAUCCAAAAUUCAUAUUACCUCAAGAAAUUAAAUUGAAUGCUCCAGCUUCAAUAGCUACUCGAAAGUUAUUUAUUCAAAAACUUGUAGAUGUUAUAAAGAAAAAUAACCCCGAGAUUCAUAUUCCAAUAUUGACAGCCAUAGAAGAAGAAUAUAAAGUAGCAUCAACCACAUCAACUUCAACAUAUGAUACUUCCAUCAAGAAAGUAAUUUUUAAAUAUAUGCAUCCUGAAAAGGUAAAGAAACCAGUAGAAAUUACUCAAGAAGAUUUCAAAAAUGCACUUAACAAGACAAUUAUUUCAGAAGAUAAACUUAAAGAUCAUGGAUAUGUCAUGGAAAUUCCUGAAGAUACUAAUCCUAGUGUUAGACGGAAGUGUCACAGGUGUCAAGCUGAAUUUAAUAGAACAGAAAUGCUCGAACCUACACAAUGCAUUUAUCAUUCUGGAAAAAUACGAAAGAAGGAUAGAUUUAUCAAAUACUAUGAUUGUUGUAUGAAAAUAGCAGAUGAUGCAGAAUCUGAACCAUGUUCUAAGAGUAAUCAUCAUGUAUUUUAUUGGAAUAAUCCAGAAGAAAUGAAUUGGGCAAGACCAUUUAAAAGGACUACUGAAUUAUUUCCUAGUGAUGAAACACAUAAAAAGAGUUUUGCAUUGGGUAUAGAUUGUGAAAUGGGAUAUACUACUAAAGGGUUUGAAUUACUUCGUGUUACUGCUCUUGACUUUUUCACAGGUGAAGAAGUUUUAGAUAUAUUAACACAAGUGGAUGGUGAAGUUAUUGAUCUUAAUACAAAAUGGUCAGGAGUUGAAGCUAUACCACCAGAUGCAUUAGAUUUUAAUGAUAUGCUCAUAAAAUUAGGAGAAAUAAUGGAUAAAGAUACAAUUUUAAUAGGUCAUGGAUUAGAAAAUGAUAUGAAUGCAUUAAGACUUAUUCAUAAUAAAGUUAUAGAUACAGCCAUACUUUAUCCAAGACACUCCAAUACAAAACGAUUCAAAUAUAGUUUAAAAGAUCUUGCAUUUAAAUAUUUGAGUCGAAAUAUUCAAAUUGGAGAGCAUGAUAGUGGAGAAGAUUCUUUAGCUGCAAUAGAUAUAGUAAAGUAUUUUGUACAUUUAGAUUUCAAGAAGCAGAAUCCGCACCAUAAAUAAGUAAAUAAGUAAAUAAGUAAAUAAAUAGAUUUAGUGCUGUACUAUUUAGUACUGUACUAGUUAACAUACACAAAA
Messenger RNA from Scheffersomyces amazonensis, 1764 nucleotides. It is a transcript of the gene REX3, whose product is annotated as RNA exonuclease. Bases 118 to 1689 code for a protein of 523 amino acids. The transcript has a single exon. Gene Ontology annotation, molecular function: nucleic acid binding; exonuclease activity. NCBI's taxonomy places the organism in Eukaryota, Fungi, Ascomycota, Pichiomycetes, Serinales, Debaryomycetaceae. The record is from RefSeq and is a predicted model, not a curated record. Gene Ontology annotation, cellular component: nucleus.